UGUCUAUAAUGUACUUAUAAAAAGGAAGUUAAAACCGAAUUCAGAUACAUUCGACACGAUUAGUUGCUCAAUUAAACAAUCGUUCUAAAAAUGUUACGUUUUAGUUUGAGUUUAUUGGCUUUAAGUUGCCUUUCAUUGACUUCCAGUUCACCUUUAAAUCUCAAACCUAUUUAUACUAAAUUGGAUGGCAGCCAUAUUGUUGGAAAUAAUACACAAGUUAAAUUCGUCCGAUACGAGUUAAAUGAGUUAAAUGAUGGAUUGAAUAACCGAAUUAUUAAUGGAAAUGAUGCGCCAAACACACCAUGGGUUGGUCGAAUGAUUACAGAGCGUGGAAAUGGUUACGUUGUGAGUAACUGUGGAGCAAGUUUGAUCGCACCCCAUUGGGCUUUAACUGCCCAUCAUUGUCUUUUUGAUGAAAACAAUAAUGUACUCAGUAAUUAUUUCUGGGUUAGUCUCGGUAAUGUAGAAUGGGUUUAUGGUCAAUAUGUUGGUGUAAAUGAGAUCGUUCAUUUUGGUACAAAUGACCAUGAUAUUGCACUUCUACGAUUAGAACGGGAUGUUUACGAUAUUGGACCUAUUCCUGUACAGGUGGAUGAUUAUAUCGAUUAUCGAGGACGUUGGGCCACCAUUUAUGGUUGGGGCCAAACUGAAACAGGCAAUAGUCCACUUAGAUUGAGAUAUGCAAAUGUUGUUCUAUGGGAACGUGAACAAUGUGACUACAACAAGGUUUGCCUCAAUCCAGAAAUUACAAAUACGAAUGCAUGCUUUGGAGACAGUGGUGGCCCAAUGAUCAUGGAAGAAGGUGGGCAAACAAGACAAAUUGGUGUAGCACAUGCUGUUUACACUCUUGGAGGUGGUGUUUGUAAUGGGAACAAAGCAUUCUAUGUUAGUACAUCGUACUAUGGCGACUUUAUUCGAGAUCACAUAUAUCAAUGAUUAUUAUUUAAUCGAAAAUUGGAUCGUUUAAUAAAACAUGUUUAGCAAAUU
Chrysoperla carnea is the source of this 987-nucleotide messenger RNA. Its product is annotated as fibrinolytic enzyme, isozyme C-like. Gene Ontology annotation, biological process: proteolysis. Gene Ontology annotation, molecular function: serine-type endopeptidase activity. Bases 91 to 936 code for a protein of 281 amino acids. The record is from RefSeq and is a predicted model, not a curated record. NCBI's taxonomy places the organism in Eukaryota, Metazoa, Arthropoda, Insecta, Neuroptera, Chrysopidae. The transcript has 3 exons.